UUCUGCUCUAUGGGUAUCAUAAAAUUAUAGAUACCACCUAACUAGAUCACUUCUAUCUCCAACAAUUCUUUUUGCUAAAUAAUAUUAUUUCUCAUCCAUCUCUCUCUCUCCAUCAUGAUUAAUACCCAAGCUUUUUCUUUCAACAUCUUGAAAAUAACAAUUCUUUUGAUCAUUCUUCACCCUACUGUAGCCUCCAGUGAGUGUUCCUGUGAUGUUAAAGACACAAACCAGGAUCAUAAAAGUGAAGCACUCAAGUAUAAACUAGCUUCAAUAGCUUCAAUCCUUGUUGCUGGUGCCAUUGGUGUUGGUCUGCCAAUACUGGGCAAGAAAAUACCAACCCUAAGCCCUGAAAAUGAUAUUUUUUUCAUGAUCAAAGCAUUCGCUGCUGGUGUUAUUCUAUCAACAGGUUUCAUUCACAUACUGCCUGAGGCUUUUGAAAGUUUGACAUCCCCAUGUCUUGACCAGAACCCAUGGGGGAAUUUUCCUUUCACAGGGUUUGUUGCUAUGGUGUCUGCUAUUGGGACAUUAAUAGUGGACUCUUUGGCAACUGGGUUUUACAAGAGGCUGCACUUUAGCAAGCAUACACAAGUAAAUGCUGAUGAAGAGAAAGCUAAUACUGAUGAUGGGCAGCACCAGUCCGGUCAUGUCCAUGCUCACUCUCAUGCUGUUCAUGGCCAUGAAGAUGGUCCUGUCUCCCCAACUCAAGAUUUAAAUUUAUCAGAGUUAAUUAGACGUCGAGUUAUAUCACAAGUGUUGGAGUUGGGGAUUGUAGUUCAUUCAGUGAUCAUUGGAAUAUCUCUGGGUGCUUCUCAGAGUCCUGAAACAGUAAAGCCUCUCUUAGCAGCAUUGUCAUUCCAUCAAUUUUUCGAGGGGAUGGGACUGGGCGGCUGCAUAUCUCAGGCAAAAUUCAAAUCAAGGUCUACAGCAAUUAUGGCAGUUUUCUUCUCCCUGACAACUCCAAUUGGGAUAGCAAUUGGGAUUGCAAUAUCAAGUGUUUACAAAGAGAAUAGUCCCACAGCUCUAAUUGUUGAAGGGAUUUUCAACUCAGCCUCAGCUGGGAUAUUGAUUUAUAUGGCACUCGUUGACAUCUUAGCAGCAGAUUUCAUGAGCCCAAGGAUGCAAACCAAUUUCAUGAUUCAAUUAGGUGCAAAUGCUUCACUUCUCCUAGGGGCUGGUUGUAUGUCAGUACUAGCCAAAUGGGCAUGAAUUAAUUUUGGGUAUAUACAAAUAUCCCUUUAGAUUUUUGUAGUUCUUUUUAGGGUUAAUUGUAAAAGAAUUCUCGACCUUUGGCGUUUUUCUCAAUUUAAUCAUGUGUUUUUAA
Messenger RNA from Ricinus communis (castor bean), 1321 nucleotides. Its product is annotated as zinc transporter 1. The coding region runs from base 115 to 1206 and encodes 363 amino acids. NCBI's taxonomy places the organism in Eukaryota, Viridiplantae, Streptophyta, Magnoliopsida, Malpighiales, Euphorbiaceae. Gene Ontology annotation, molecular function: zinc ion transmembrane transporter activity. The record is from RefSeq and is a predicted model, not a curated record. Gene Ontology annotation, biological process: zinc ion transmembrane transport. Gene Ontology annotation, cellular component: plasma membrane. The transcript has 3 exons.